Messenger RNA from Strongylus vulgaris, 441 nucleotides. The record is from the annotation of a GenBank genome assembly. Lineage: Eukaryota; Metazoa; Nematoda; Chromadorea; Rhabditida; Strongylidae.
UUGUUUCCGCCGGAAUAUCCUAUGAAGCCUCCAAAUAUGAUCAUUCUUACGCCUAAUGGCCGUUUCGAGUUGAACAAAAAAAUCUGUUUGUCAAUCUCCGGUUAUCAUCCAGAAACAUGGCUACCUUCUUGGUCAAUAAGGACUGCACUUCUUGCUCUGAUUGGCUUCAUGCCAACUGCUGGUGCAGGUGCCCUCGGAAGUCUCGAGUAUCCAGUAGCUGAGCGAAAAAAGUUAGCAAAAAAGUGCGUUGUUUUUAGUCUUUUCUGUCAAUUCAGUGUUCCCUUUCUACGUGAUUUCUUUAGAAGUUUGGAGUGGAAAUGUAAGGAAUGUGGCGCGUGCAUGAGAAACGCUUUGAAACCGCUCACUGAGAAUGCAAAGAAGAGCAAUGAGGAGGCGAAAGAAUUAGCUUCGCAACUCACUUUUAAUGUGAGCUGUUUUUGA